AUGAUGUCCUCCACCAACGAGGAGGACCCGUUCCUCCAGGUCCAACAAGAUGUCCUCACACAGCUGUCCUCGGCGCGUCCGCUCUUCGCCUCGUACCUGCGCAUCCGCUCGCUCGCCAGCGCCGCGUCCUCGCCCGAGCUGGCCUCUGCGCGCGCCGACCUCGAGGCGUCGCUGGCCUCCCUGGCCGAGGACCUCUCCGACCUCGUCGCCUCGGUCCAGGCCGUCGAGUCCGACCCCUCCGCGUACGGGCUCUCCGCCGACGAAGUCAGCCGCCGCAAGCGCCUGGUGCAGGAGGUCGGCGGCGAGAUCGAGGACAUGCGGGAGGAGCUGCAGAGCAAGAUCACCACCGCCGCCGCCGACGGGGGGAACCUGCCGGACCCGAGCGCGUUCGCGAUGGAGGACGGCGAGGACAACUACGCCGAGUUUGAGCAGCAGCAGCAGAUGGAGAUGAUGCGCGACCAGGACCAGCACCUCGACGGCGUGUUCCAGACGGUCGGCAACCUGCGGCGGCAGGCCGACGACAUGGGCAGGGAGCUCGAGGAGCAGCGCGAGAUGCUCAACGUGGUGGACACGGUGGCGGACCGCGUCGGCGGCAGGCUGCAGACCGGCAUGAGCAAGCUGCAGACGGUGAUUCGACGCAGCGAGGACCGCUACAGCAGCUGCUGCAUCGCGGUGCUGAUUUUUGUGCUGAUUAUGCUGCUGGUGCUGCUGCUGAUUCUAUAA
This is a messenger RNA of Akanthomyces muscarius, 723 nucleotides long. RefSeq lists its product as uncharacterized. The record is from RefSeq and is a predicted model, not a curated record. The coding region runs from base 1 to 723 and encodes 240 amino acids. The transcript has 2 exons. Gene Ontology annotation, biological process: Golgi vesicle transport. Gene Ontology annotation, cellular component: membrane. Lineage: Eukaryota; Fungi; Ascomycota; Sordariomycetes; Hypocreales; Cordycipitaceae.